Molecule: messenger RNA, 1241 nt
Organism: Myotis myotis
Lineage: Eukaryota; Metazoa; Chordata; Mammalia; Chiroptera; Vespertilionidae
Gene: SMIM29
Product: small integral membrane protein 29
Exons: 6
Coding region: 648-956 (102 amino acids)
Source: RefSeq, a predicted model, not a curated record
GUGGCGGACGCCACCUGCUAACGGAGGCCGAUCGCCCCGGGCAGGGCCCCGGCGGGAGGGACGUGCCCCGGUCGCCAACGCCCGAGCUCAGCGUUAGAAGCGGCUCGGCUCCAGACCUGGGUCCCGAGCGAGGACGCCAGGCCUCGCCGGGAAGGGGAGUCCCGAGCGGGGGCGCUCCACGAGGUCCGCCCCGGGGCACGCCGGGAAACCGCGCGCCCCGCCCCCUCCCGCGCACUCUCCUCCCCCCGCUGCGCAGCUCUCGGCCGCCCCCUGCCGCCGCGGGGUGGGCCCUGCAACCCGCUCCGUCCCCGCCUCCACGCCGCCGGAUUGGCUGCGCUCCGAACCUGAGGCUCCGCCCCUUUCCCCGGGUCCUUUGAUCACGCGCCUCCGCCUCUUCCGGGGCCCGGGAGCCAAGCGAGGGCGUUCCUGUCCGGGCUGCAGCGGCGGGAGGAGACACAGGGAAGACGAUGUCCAGGCUGUUUGUCUGGAGCGACACCAGGGACGAGGAGGACGCGUACAGCCUAUACCGUAGCCUGGGGAGUGGGGACUGGAUCAGGACUGAGACAGGCUCCUUCCAGGAGCCCAGUGGAGGCGCCCUCCCGAGGCACUGCCCAUGCUGACUACACAGUCCUCCAGCUGCUGAUGUCAUGAGUAACACCACAGUGCCCAGUGCCCCCCAGGCCAACAGCGACUCGAUGGUGGGCUAUGUGUUGGGCCCUUUUUUCCUCAUCACCCUGAUCGGGGUGGUGGUGGCUGUGGUAAUGUAUGUCCAGAAGAAAAAGCGGGUGGACAGGCUUCGCCAUCACCUGCUCCCCAUGUACAGCUACGACCCCGCUGAGGAGCUCCAUGAGGCUGAGCAGGAGCUACUCUCUGAGGUGGGAGACCCGAAGGUGGUGCACGGCUGGCAGAGUGGCUACCAGCACAAGCGGAUGCCCUUACUGGACGUCAAGACCUGACACCCUCACCUUCAGAACCAUGGGUCCUGCCGCCUGCUGGUUCCCCUCCCACCUGCCCACCCGGCCCCCGGCUGGGCACUGGGUCUCCACCCCUCCAGCCCAUCCCCCUCCGCCUGUAGGCCUUUGCGGGCUGAGCCUGCUCCCAGGCACUGGGGGCUUUUCCUCUUGGGGUGGGCCGCUGUGCCCUGUGGGCCCCUGACUUGGCUUGGGAGCUUCCCAUGGUGACAGGGCUGAUGUAUAGUCUUCAGUAUACAUAUUUUGUAAAUAAAAUGUUUUGUGGUUAGA